Messenger RNA from Schistocerca americana (American grasshopper), 1963 nucleotides. RefSeq lists its product as uncharacterized. The transcript is spliced from 6 exons. NCBI's taxonomy places the organism in Eukaryota, Metazoa, Arthropoda, Insecta, Orthoptera, Acrididae. Bases 858 to 1805 code for a protein of 315 amino acids. The record is from RefSeq and is a predicted model, not a curated record.
UGCCCGGGGACGCCCUCUCCAGGACGCCGCUGCUGAGGCGCGUCGAGGCGCGGGCGGUCGCCGACCUCGCCACCGUCGACGAGAGCGUCUUCUCCGUCACUCCCCACCUGGAGUACCUGCAGCUCACAGGGAGCAAGGUGUCACAGCUGCUACCAGACACGUUCGCAGCGAAUCGCAACCUGUCAGCGGUGGACCUGAGUGACAACCAGCUGGACGGACUGCCCGCUGAACUGUUCAGACACAACGCGCUGCUCACCCAGCUGAAGCUAUCCGGGAACCACAUCGAGACCCUGCACGUGGACACCUUCAAGGCCAACAGGCUGCUCCAGGAGCUGGAUCUUUCGGACAAUCCACUGCUGGAGCUUCCAGCGGGUCUCCUCCAGCACUGCCCGCACCUGCGCUCGCUGAACUUCUCCAGGACGCGCGUCUCGGCACUACACCGCACGGCGUUCUCCAGGAACGCUGCCCUGGAGUCGCUGGACCUCUCCAGCAACAGCCUCCAGGCGCUGCCUGCGGCGCUGCUGCCCAACCACGGCCGCCUCUCCAGGCUGGACCUGUCCAGCAACCAGCUCCGCUCCAUCCCGGAGAAGCUCUUCAGCGCCACGGGCAGUCUGCGGCUUCUCAACCUCAGCCACAACGAUGUGCACUUCUUGCCGCCUGGAACCCUCCGGAGGACUCCAGAGCUGCAGGUGCUGGAUGUUUCCUGGAACCAGCUGCGUACCCUGCCCAGGGAGUUGCUAUGGUGGGCUCCAGCGCUGGAAGAGCUCCGUCUCGCUGGAAACCGUAUUUCCAGUGUGCACCCGGAGACACUUUCUGGGAAUCCCAGGCUCAGGCUUCUCGACCUCUCACACAACCUGAUGGAAGAGCCUCCUGGUGACUCCACACUCAGCCACAACACGGCGCUGUGGUCGCUCGACCUGUCCCACAACCAGCUGACGCGCCUCUGCCGGCGCCUGUUGGAACCUGCGUGGAACUCUCUGCAGGUUCUCCGCCUCACAGGGAACAGAAUCUCGGCCCUCACCUGGCCGAGCAUGCGGCCGCGGUCACUGCAGUCGCUCGAGAUGGAAGGCAGCCCCUGCAGCUGCUCCGCGAAAUUCGUCAGGCUCUUCACACCUCCGAAGAUACCACAGAUCAAAAUAGAGGGCAUCAUCACCAAGCCGAGGGCGGCUAAGGGAAAGAAGAAAGGCUCCGUGAGCACUGGGGAAAUGGAGGACACUGGCGUGACUACUGGUAAUGCCACCAACAUGGCGGGCCUUCAGUCCAGCGUCAGCGCAAGUGGCGACCCCUCCAGGAGCGAGGCUGAAGUUGGGGGUUCUCCGUCCUCUGCAGCCACACCAACAGCGGGUAGUGAGGUGGACGACAGCGUGAAGAACGCCGUUUCAAGGACGAAGAGGGACGGCAAGAAGAUCGUCUUCUGUCCGUAUGGCACAGCGUUCAACGCCGCCGGCGCUGAAAGCUGGGCCACCGUCUGCAAGAGGAACGGGACGCGCAGGAACACCCUGAGGAGGAGUCCCAGGAGCGUCUGGGCCUCCCCGGUCAGUGGAGAACAUUUCCCGACCGCAGAAGUUUCGGGCACUGUGCCUCAUUCUAGGCGUGUGACGUUUGGCGUUUCGGCGUCCUUCCCAUCGUAUGUCGUCAGGAGGCAGAGGCGUGCCAUUGUGGAUGACUGCCCUGCCUCUUGUGGCGGCCUGCAUGAGGCAGGCUGCGACAGCUCAGCUUGCAGUGUUGGCAUCCCAGCCACAAGUAUCAUAGUAGUUGGUGCUACGUUCGUUCUGGCAUCUCUGUGGACGCAACUUGCUGUGUGAACGAGCGGGUGCUGCAAAAAUAUCCACAUGCUGGUCCUCUCGCUUAAGGGGGGAAGGGCGUCAAAUGGGCCGACUUGGAGCAGAAGAGGCACCACAGGACAUUUUAAUUUCCACUGUUUAUACUUUUACAAAUGAAUCCAUAAACCUUUGUCAGCAUG